This is a messenger RNA of Aspergillus tubingensis, 528 nucleotides long. Its product is annotated as PPP1R11/YPI1 family protein. The coding region runs from base 1 to 528 and encodes 175 amino acids. Gene Ontology annotation, molecular function: protein phosphatase 1 binding; protein serine/threonine phosphatase inhibitor activity. The record is from RefSeq and is a predicted model, not a curated record. Gene Ontology annotation, cellular component: nucleus. NCBI's taxonomy places the organism in Eukaryota, Fungi, Ascomycota, Eurotiomycetes, Eurotiales, Aspergillaceae. The transcript is spliced from 2 exons.
AUGUCUCGGACUCGCCAAAUACCGUCUGAGCCAGCAAGUAGUUCUCAACUGGAACUGACAGAGGAGCAUACCAACACUUCGUCAGCUAUUCCAGGUCCAGCAACACUGAGGUUAAGAGCAGCAGAUGAGCCUGCUGCUAACCGGCCCGAAAUGAAUGAGGGCACCUCCCGACGUAUACGCUGGAGUGAAGAUGUCAUAGAUAACGAAGGAAUGGGAAAAAAGAGUUCCAAAGUGUGCUGCAUCUAUCACAAAACCCGACCUAUUGGCGAUAGUAGCUCCGAGUCCGAAUCCUCGGACUCCAGUACUUCUAAUUCGGACACAGAUAGCGACGGCGAAGCGGCCUGCCAUAGAAGGACGGGACACCGCCCGCCUACAGGGCAGGGAGAAGACUAUGCUUCUUCUGGUCAGAGGCCUCCAUCGAACAGAGAAGGAAGAACCUGCCGAUCAAGUCACCGAACGAGGAAAACGAAACGAAAACCAAGCCCAAAUGCCUAUGAGAAAAUGCCAAAGACUAUGAAGGGCCGUUAA